Salvia miltiorrhiza (redroot sage) is the source of this 1421-nucleotide messenger RNA. RefSeq names its product 2-oxoglutarate-Fe(II) type oxidoreductase hxnY-like. The transcript has 11 exons. NCBI's taxonomy places the organism in Eukaryota, Viridiplantae, Streptophyta, Magnoliopsida, Lamiales, Lamiaceae. The record is from RefSeq and is a predicted model, not a curated record. The coding region runs from base 34 to 1047 and encodes 337 amino acids.
UAUAAUGAUGGUUAAAUAAACGACUCCACUUCAAUGAUGGCAGAGAGAAUCAAAGAAAAGGAAACACAGAUUCCAGAAUCUGCUAACAUAUCACUACUGAAUUGUAUUGAUCUCUCCAGUCCAGAUGUUCAAUCAUCCGUCUCCCUCCUUAAACAGGCAUGCUUAGAUUCUGGGUUCUUCUAUUUGAUCAAUCAUGGAAUUGGUGAGGAAUUCAUGGAUGAGGUAUUCUAUCAAAGCAAAAGAUUUUUCAAUUUGCCCAUGGAGGAAAAAAUGAAGCUUCUAAAGAACGAGAAAACUCGAGGCUAUACUCCAUUGUUUGAUGAAAACUUGGACCCUGCUAAUCAAAUACAUGGGGACUAUAAGGAGGGAUAUUACAUAGGUAUUGAAGCAUUUGAAGAUCAGUCUGAUGCACAGAAACCAUUUUACGGCUCAAACAGGUGGCCAUCUGAAGAUAUUUUACCCGGAUGGAGGAAAACUAUGGAGAAAUAUCACCAAGGGGCACUAGAGGUAGCAAGAUCCGUUUCGCGACUGAUAGCCCUUGCGCUAGGGCUAGAUUUCAACUUUUUCGAUCAACCUGAAAUGCUUGAAAACCCUAUUGCAUCUUUGAGGCUGCUACAUUAUGAUGGUCAAACUUCUGAUCCCGCCAACGGAAUUUUUGGAGCUGGUGCACAUUCUGAUUAUGGUUUAGUUACCCUUUUGGCUACAGAUGAUAACUAUGGUCUUCAGAUAUGUAAAGACAAAGAUGCUAAGCCUCAGAUCUGGGAGUACAUACCACCGUUAAAAGGGGCAUUUAUAGUUAAUCUAGGUGAUAUGCUGGAGCGCUGGAGCAACUGCUUUUUCAGAUCCACGCUGCAUCGAGUAUUGGGCAAUGGCCAAGAAAGAUAUUCAAUAGCAUUUUUUGUCGAGCCUAGUCAUGACUGCAUUGUUGAAUGUCUGCCAACGUGCCAAUCAGAGAAGAAUCCUCCAAAGUUCCUUCCAAUCAAAUGCGAAGAUUACCUUCUACAGAAGUAUAAAGAUACUCAUGCCGACCUCAGUUCCUACAAAUGAUAUUUAUACAUACAAAAUCUAAUGCUUAGGAAAAGCUACUGAUGUUGAAGGCCAAGGGAGAUUCCAUGAACAUACCUAUGAUCAAAUCUUUCGCUUUCAGUUCUUCUACUUAGUUCUAUAUACGAAUUUAUACAUUCUUGGAGAUGUUAUACGAAUCUAUACCAAGCUGCUAUACGUGUGUGUGUGUGUGAAUAUAGGAUGAAGUAGAACCAUCUUUUGGCAUAAAUGGUGAAGCUUCUAUUGCUAGCUUGUUAAAUUGAAGUGUGUACAGCUCUCACCAUGCUUACCAAGUCACCCUCUGCAAGUCAAUGCAGUGGUGUUGCCAAACCUAAAUGUAGAUCUAUUUCUUUAUUUUACAAAAUUUGAUUUGUCUA